GCCCUUUUCACACAAACCAUACUUUACUCGUGUUGACAACAAACACAUGUGCUUUGAAUUGAUGUGAAGUUUAAAAUUUGUGAACAAUUUAUAAACAAUUUAUUUAAAUUUCAGUCAAUUAUAGCAAUCAGUUUCGGAGCCACCAAUGACUGAAGAGGAGGGCCCUCCCAAUGCCUCCAGAAGUGGACAAAAGUCCAAACGGAAGAAGUUUUUCGGCAAAAAGCGACCGAAACUUGAGUUGGCUUUUGAUUCAGACGACAGGAAAUCAUUUCUGACGGGUUUUCAGAAACGAAAAGCUGAACGAAAAUUGAAAGCAAAACACAUUUUGGACGAAGAGUUAAGGGAAGAGAAGUUAAGACAAAAACAGCGACAAAAGGAUCGCCUGAAGACUCUGUACGAAAGCCAGCGCCCGGUGCCAGACAUGCAGCACCUGUUGCCCAGUGAGGCCACUCACACAUACGAACUGCCCAAACAGAUGGUCAGUAUCACCACAUUUGACGCCAAAGAGUUGUCCUCGAGUUUGGGACUGAGUUUAGGUCACAAUCAACAGCCGGUGACCACUGAUGACCAGUCCAGUGAUGAUGAGAACAAUAAGGGCAGUGGUGGUAGCGGUGAUGAUAGUGAUGGCGCCGGUGGUGAGGGUCUACAGCAGCGGAUACUGAACGCCAGGAAAGCGAACAAAAAAGAAAGCGCGAAGAGUUUGAAGACUAAUAAAGCGUUUCAAAUGCGGGAACAAAUGAAACACAAAAAGGAUUUAUCGAAAUCCAAACUCCAGAGGAAAUUGAGGCGAAAAGAGAUGAAAAAUAUGAAACAGAAGACAAUUCUGAAGCGUCAGCUCAAGAAUCGCAAGAAUAAUAAGAAUAAACGAAAGUCGUCGAGGAAUAAGCACAAGAAGUCGUGA
This is a messenger RNA of Oppiella nova, 901 nucleotides long. The record is from the annotation of a GenBank genome assembly. Lineage: Eukaryota; Metazoa; Arthropoda; Arachnida; Sarcoptiformes; Oppiidae.